Molecule: messenger RNA, 1161 nt
Organism: Phymastichus coffea
Lineage: Eukaryota; Metazoa; Arthropoda; Insecta; Hymenoptera; Eulophidae
Product: venom metalloproteinase 3-like
Exons: 11
Coding region: 1-1161 (386 amino acids)
Biological process (GO): proteolysis
Molecular function (GO): metalloendopeptidase activity
Source: RefSeq, a predicted model, not a curated record
AUGGCUGUAAAAGUUGUUUUUUUUAUCAUUUGCGUCUUUGGUGCUUUUUUUCAAACCCAAUCGGCCUCAAUAACUAAGAUUCAAGAUAUCGAAUAUGUACGAGAUAUUCGUUAUGUGCAACUUGAAGCAAAUAAUCAAGAAUACAACUUAACUUUAGUCCAGCGCAUCCACAAUACUUUCUACGAAGGAACCCCCGUAUGGACUGCUAGUUCAUAUGAAAGCGAAAACGACUAUAAAAUUUGGAAAGUUUUUUUUAAAGAUAGACAAAUUCGUGGUAUUUUCUACGAUGACCAUGAAUAUAUGGUAACAGUCUUUGCAACUUAUACGUCAGAAGUAGAAGAAAUAUAUUACAAUGGACUCGUCAACAUUGGAACUAAAAUUUACAAAAUCGAUUCAGCCCUUGAUGUUUGGUGGCAAAAUCCAUAUUUACCUGAACCUAGCGACAGUGAAGAGAGCCCCAGAUCCUCUCUAGCUCUCUGCUUUCCCGAUGGUAAAAUGAACUACCUAAGCAGAGAUGAUGUUACCAUGAGAUCAUCGGAAAACUUUGUAAUAAAUUUGGACCCAAAAAUUCUUGUUGUUGUGGAUUUUGACUUGUACAGUGAAUUGGGUGAAAGCAUCGAAAAGGUUAUUGAAUAUGUAGGAACUUUCUGGAACGCUGUAGAUUUGAAGUUCAGUAAAUUGAAUUCACCAAACAUUCAAAUAAGUGUGACUGGAAUCUUAAUCAUUGAAGAUGAAGACGUAAGCAUUAUAAAUAGCAACCCGGAAAGCUUUAAUGAAAACUUUGCCAAGAAAGUAGAAUUUGUAGAUUAUGAUGCUGUGUUCAUCAUGACAAAAUCGAGUGCCAAAACUAGACCAAAUAACAGUCCGCUUGGAUCAAUUUGUAAUCGUCAAAAAAGCAUAGUUUCCGUCCAAGAUAAUACAAACUACGAAGGUGUUCUGAGUGCUACUUAUGAAUUAGGUCAUUUGCUGAAUCUUCCUCAUGACGGAUCAGAUAGGGCUGAAAGAUGCACUAUCCGCUCUGGCAACCGCGUCACUUUCAUGUCUACGGGCUUGGAAUCAUCAAAAAUGUUGACAUGGUCUGAAUGCAGUCGGGAUAUUAUUCGAGAAUUCGCAAAGUCUGAAGCAUCUUCUUGUUUGAAAAAUCGUCGGCGUUACUUUUAA